AUGAAUAACCUAAGUGUCCCAGAGUCUCAUAAGCCUGCCCUCGUUAAAUAGUCCUCUUCGGUGAGUCGGCAAAAUUCAGCCAGAGGAGAUCGUAAUAAAUUAACGAGUCCUCAAGCGGACGAUCAAGGCAUUAACAUAUUUGAUGUUAAAAUUGAUCACAGCCAAAAAACUGCAUAUUUUGUCCCCAUAGACGAAAUCUACCAUUAAGAACGAUAAAAACUGAGUUCGCAUUUGCACAUUAUGCAGCAUUAAUUUCAAAAGGACCCAGAUAAGUUUCAAGUGGUUGUAAAACGAAACCUGAAUUCUUUCGUAGAGGAUGAAAAGGAACAUUAGGAUAAGAAACUGUCCAAUAUGCUUAGAAAACAGGCAAAGUAUGUUAGUUAGUUUAAAGAAACCGAAAGAGUGCUUAAGGAGAUCAGAGAGCAAUAUGGGCUGAAAGUUAAUGAAAACGAAAAAAUGACGUUUUAGUCCAAGCUUUAGAUGGACUGCAAUUCCAAGAAUUACUUUUACACUUACAAGAAAGAAAGAGUCUAAAGACUUAAAGAUGACGAGAUGGUAGCUUUCGAAGAGCCAUUCCAUGUAAAAUUGAUAAGAGAGGAAUAAGAACGAAUAGAAAAGGAAAAUAAGAUAAAACUAAAGUAAAAAGCUAUACUUAAUGGUGACAUUUCAGCUCUCGAACAGAUUGAGCUUUCCAGUGAUGAAAACGAAGAGCUUUUAAGUCCGAGAUAGACUGCUGAGAUUAAACUGCAAAAGUGGGUUAAGAAAAAUAAGAAAUUGAGGGAAAAAGAUUAAAUCAGGAAAUCAAUCAUGAAAAAGAAUUCAUAAUUACCACAGAGUGAGGAGAAGAUGAAGAAGCUGUCAAAGACUGAGAAUCAUACAAUAGAGUUCGGUGAGCAGUCUAUGGAAUCUAAGACUGUUGACUACCGACCUCAAAGUGUAAGCAGCAAUCUAUUCAAAUUCAACCUAAAACUAAAAAACACUCCUAAAAUCAUUAAUCAACUGCAUAAUAUUUCUUAAGAUAGCAAGCCUCAUACCACUGCUAGACUUACAGCUGGUGGUUCAGUGAGUACUAAUACCUAAAACAAUAGAUCUGUAGGCCAUCAUGCCAGCGUCUCAUUUGACAUGAAUAGCAAGGGGAUGCAAAUGCAUGAUCCCCAAUUAGAUGAGAAAACCUUCAUUUCUCUGAUGAGAACUGGCUAGAGAAUGUCCAGUGGCUAAAAUGGCCCAUUUUCCCGUCCAGACUCUUUUAACCGUGGCAAUAUGCAAACUGCAGCUACUAGCAAUUCCCGAUUAAAAUCUAAAAUGCAGCAGUAAAUUACCCUUAAUGAGUCUACUUUGAAUUCAUCUAUUUACUAGCCAGACACACCUACUAAGAAAUUUCAAAUUGUAGAUACAUCCAUAUCAAUUCGAUAGUCAUAAAAUGCUUCAUAACGGCUUAGCAUGCGCACGUCUAGCAUGCAAAAGAGACCUAAGACUAAUAAUCUGCUAAGUAAGAGCCUUAAUAUGGCUGGAAAUAUCGGUAGAGUAUAGAGAAACACCUCACAAAUAGAUUAAGAUGAGAAUUCAAACUCAAACAUCCAUAAUUUAUCAAGUAAGAUGAACUUAGAUUAGAGCCAUAGUUAGGACAAAGCUUUUAAAUAAAAAAAUAACUUGGAUUUCCUGAAACACUUCAACGCAUCUUUUAUACCCACUAAGUUCUUCUCAAAACGAAGGUUCAAUAGUGUUGCUCUGGACUAAAAAUCUAAUAGGGCUAAUGAUAGUUCAUCUGAUCAGAGAAGACCUGAUUCGAGAUUCAAUUUACAAUUCAAGGCAAAGACACCAUCCAUUAAUGACUCAGAUGUGAGAUAGUUAGUGAAGUAGUACCCAACGAACUAUAUUAAUGUCAAGGAGUAUAUCUAGAAAAAUCAGAGUAAAAAAGAUGAAAAAAUCAAGGAGAUACUAGAAGUAAUGAACCAUGAUGAGGGCAACGCUAACCCGAUCAUGCUAAAGCGAAAGCAAACUCUAAUGAGUAUAAGAGAGGGGAAAAGUGAUGAAUUGAUGAAUAAUAACAAGACUGUGCUGAAAGUGAUAAUGGAUGAGACCUAGAAAAAAGAAUAAAAGAAAAAACUCUUGAAGAUUAUGCAUCUCUGCAAAAGAGUAGAAGACCAAUGGCCAAAGGAGAAAAAUGAUACUGAUUAUAAAUUACUGCUAGAGCAUAUAAAAAAGCAAGAGUUUUGGAAUGUUAUAGAUCAGGUAAAAGAGAUAGAUUUUGCAGAGCCAGGGGUAAUCCCUCUUCUUUAUCAAUACAAAGCUGCAGACUUCAAUGACAAUGUAAAACUAGCGAUUGAGGUUGCAUAAGAAUAUAAGAGUGGGAAACUAGAUCCCAAAAUGGCAAUGCAAAACGAAAGAACUACCAAGUAAAUGUUAAAAAGAGGAAUGUUCAUUCAUUGA
This is a messenger RNA of Stylonychia lemnae, 2430 nucleotides long. The record is from the annotation of a GenBank genome assembly. NCBI's taxonomy places the organism in Eukaryota, Ciliophora, Spirotrichea, Sporadotrichida, Oxytrichidae.